UCGUCUUCUCUUCUUUUAGGAUCUGAAACCGUAGUUUAAAUGAAACCUUAUCCUGCCGUUUCAAUACUUACCUUUGAUUUUUGGGGGCGACUUAACCUUUGUCGGCGAAACACAGGAGACUCAGACGACUUUCAUCGUUAGGAGAAUUUCAGGAAUAUUGCCAGAUUAUCAUCAUAUUCUCUGCGAAGAACCACUCAUCCACCUCCUGUAUAAUUGGAAAGUUCAUUUCCUUCAACAAUGGCUAGAUUUCUGUUGGCCAUCCUCGUUGUCUUCUGCUCCCUUUCCAGUUUUACAUUGGUUAACACUGAAAGAAUUCAAAGGUUAUCUAAUGGUGGUGGUUCAAAACAGUUAAGAUUUGGUAGAAAGAAGGGAGAGUUUAAGAUUCUGCAGGUGGCUGACAUGCAUUAUGCUGAUGGCCGGAAGACUCCUUGUGAAGAUGUGUUACCAAAGCAGUUUUCCCAUUGCUCUGAUCUCAACACCAGUGUUUUCAUCAACCGUAUGAUCCAAGCUGAGAAACCCGACUUCAUUGUUUUCACCGGAGAUAAUAUCUUCGGGUUCGAUGCAACAGACGCAGUAGCAUCCAUGAAUGCAGCCUUUGCCCCUGCAAUAGCAUCGAAAACCCCAUGGGCUGCUGUUUUGGGGAACCAUGAUCAAGAAUCAACCUUAUCAAGAGAAGGUGUGAUGAAACAUAUUGUUGGAAUGAAGCACACACUAUCUCAAUUAAAUCCUCUUGGUGUUGACGUUAUUGAUGGUUUUGGGAAUUACAAUCUUGAAGUUCAUGGAGUUGAAGGAUCAAGUUCAAUGAACAAAUCCAUCCUCAACUUAUACUUUCUUGAUAGUGGCGAUUACUCUACAGUCCCCUCGAUCCUUGGCUACGGAUGGAUCAAACCAUCUCAGCAAUUUUGGUUUCAACAAACAUCUAAAAAGCUUCGAAAGAAGUCAAAAGCUCCUGGGCUUGCUUAUUUCCACAUCCCAUUGCCCGAGUUUGCAAACUUUGACUCAUCAAACUUUACAGGGGUGAGACAAGAAGGGAUUAGCUCUGCUUCUGUGAAUUCAGGGUUCUUCACAACUUUAGUUGAAGCAGGGGAUGUGAAGGGUGUUUUCAGUGGGCAUGAUCAUUUGAAUGAUUUCUGUGGGAAGUUAAGUGGAAUUCAUCUUUGUUAUGGUGGGGGGUUUGGAUAUCAUGCAUAUGGGAAAGCUGGAUGGUCAAGAAGGGCAAGGGUUGUGAUGGUUUCUUUGGAGAAGAAGUCACAUGGUGAUUGGGGUGCAGUGAAGUCCAUCAAAACAUGGAAGCGGCUAGAUGAUAAACACCUAACUGCCAUUGAUGAUCAGGUUCUUUGGAGCCGACAUCCAUCCGGGAGUCGUAGAAAGAAGCCCGUUGGCGGUGGUGUUUGAAUGAUCCAGAAAUUCCAUCCAAACAAGAUUUUAGAGUAGAAAGAAAGGCAGAAGAUAGGCUGCAUCAAUAAAAGUCAUCUCCAUCUCCAUCUUCAUCAAAAUCCAAUCUUUUUUAUUAAAAAAGGUAAGCAAGCAGUUUGUACCAGGCUCUUUAUAUUUAUAAAAAAUGCUAUUUCUUGUUGCUA
Molecule: messenger RNA, 1580 nt
Organism: Cynara cardunculus var. scolymus (artichoke)
Lineage: Eukaryota; Viridiplantae; Streptophyta; Magnoliopsida; Asterales; Asteraceae
Product: probable inactive purple acid phosphatase 29
Exons: 2
Coding region: 238-1395 (385 amino acids)
Cellular component (GO): cytoplasm
Molecular function (GO): hydrolase activity, acting on ester bonds
Source: RefSeq, a predicted model, not a curated record